Aplysia californica (California sea hare) is the source of this 1078-nucleotide messenger RNA. RefSeq lists its product as uncharacterized. NCBI's taxonomy places the organism in Eukaryota, Metazoa, Mollusca, Gastropoda, Aplysiida, Aplysiidae. The record is from RefSeq and is a predicted model, not a curated record.
AUUCACUGUAGGCGUACAAUUUAUUGUUGUUGUUGCUGUUUUCAUUGCGUGCAAGGAAAAAGCUACUCUCCCUAGUUCAUUCUUUUGUUUACAGACUACAGACCUUGUUGUUAGAUCUACGGCUACGAGAUGAGACUAUCCCAGGCUAUAAUCGUUGCCGUCUUCAUGGCAGGUUUCACCGUCACGACAGAGGCUCGAACCGAGUGCCGGAUACGUUUAGAGGGAUGUGGAAGACUGAUGUCGGUCCAACUGAUGCCGCACUUCCACUCACGUCAACAAUUCCUCUCCUUUGUCCAAACCAUGUCGAUUAGCUCAGUGUGCAGUACACUGGAAGGCUUCAAUGAAUGCGUUGAAGAGGUUCUCACCACCGUCUGUGCAUCCGAGGAUGUAGACGAAGAAGUGCACAUCUUUACUGGCUUGAUCUCCUAUGCUUGUAGUCCAACGGGUCAGCAAUGCACCUUUGCAAAGAGAACUCUGGAACAUUUCUUGGGACAGUAGAAGAAAGCAAGACGUUUGUGAAAUCGAUAUGUACCAUGACAUGACGGAAUCAGACGCUCGUCAGAUUUGGGACAAAUGGAGUUAUUGGAAUCACUUUGAAGUUGUUUUUUUUUUAAUUUACCUUGCUUCUAAUGAAGAUGCAUUCAUCUGUCUUGAAUAAAAGUUGAGACAUUUGUGAUUAAAGAAGGUAGGGGGUCCCAUGGUUUCCAGGGUAAAAAUUACGAAAAAAUGUCUGCCAAAGUGUGGUGACUUCCGAAGCUUGAGUAUUCCUGGAAACUGCAAACUUUCAUUUUGAUGUGCUUGUGAUCAAUAAAUAUUAUCAAUUUUGUUUCGUCAAAUCCAUAUAAAAAUGUUUUUUGACGUGGACGUUAAAGGUUUUGAUCCAUCCCACCCCCUUUUCGGAAAAAAGAAAGAUUGAUAAAGACUGCAUAUUAAGCUAAAAUGGCCCGCUUUCUUUGAUUUCAUUAUUUUGGCAAGCACCUCGUUUCAUCACGAUGCCACAUACAGAUCAAACUGUUUAAUGUGGUAUGGACUUGUUGAAACUGAAAACAGAAUUAAAAUAAAACUUUCUACACAACUA